AUGUGGCAAUCUCAACCUGAAUCUCGUGCUCCCGAGCGGAUGAGGAUAUCGGAACUAUUAAGCGACGAACCGAGAACCGAAGAGUCGGGCUCCUCUAAGGCGCCAGAGCGUAGGAAAGCUCCCACCGCCGCCCCUUCGACGUAUAAGUUAAAGGUCCGCCAGCAACCGGUUGCUGCUAGGUCUUGUGGUUUUGGCGAGAGGGAUCGCAGAGUUAUUGAUCCACCUCCAAUAGUCCAGGUAUUUAUCGAAGACGCCGAGGCCUCACAAGAGGAAAUUCGUGCCCAACUCAAGUUCCGAUUCUCGGUCAUGCAUUGUACGAUAUGGAACGAGACAGGUGACCAAGACUGCUCGGGUAUGCCAGACGACUAUCGACAGCAGCGAAGACUCAUGGGAACGAUAGUGUCAUCACCCUUCGUCGGAUUUGACGAAAAUAACGAAGAGGGAUGCUUCUUCUGUUUCCCUGAUUUAUCCUGUAGGACUCCUGGUACCUUUAGGCUGAGAUUUAGUCUGGUGGUUCUAGACCCAAAUUCGAUACCCGGGUCAAGAACCCCAGUAUGUGCCAUCGCCAUGAGCGAUGUAUUCACAGUUUAUAACGCCAAGGAUUUCCCGGGAAUGCGAGCAAGCACGGCCCUAACGAAGAGGUUGAAGGAGCAAGGAUGUCUUAUUUCUAUUAAAAAGGGAAACGAGAGGAGUCAUGCACGCGACGAUAGCGAAGAGGAAGAGGAAGAUGACGAUGACGGUGGGAGUUCGGCACAACGACGAGUGAAGCGGACUAGAAAAUCAUGA
Daldinia childiae is the source of this 786-nucleotide messenger RNA. RefSeq lists its product as uncharacterized. The transcript has a single exon. The record is from RefSeq and is a predicted model, not a curated record. NCBI's taxonomy places the organism in Eukaryota, Fungi, Ascomycota, Sordariomycetes, Xylariales, Hypoxylaceae. Bases 1 to 786 code for a protein of 261 amino acids.